Molecule: messenger RNA, 555 nt
Organism: Botrytis byssoidea
Lineage: Eukaryota; Fungi; Ascomycota; Leotiomycetes; Helotiales; Sclerotiniaceae
Exons: 2
Coding region: 1-555 (184 amino acids)
Source: RefSeq, a predicted model, not a curated record
AUGUCACAUUUUCCAACGAUCUUAGAAGGGGUGAAGAGUGAGACAAGAGAGGAGGAGGCAGCAGAGGAGAAAUUGAGACCUGGAGAGGGAAGAUCGGAAACCAUCGGGAAAGAAUCUCAAGACCGAUUUGAAAUGGCAUCCCGAUCAUCCUCAGAAUCAGAGACACCUGGCGAACAUUCGGAAUCUGCUUUACUAUCUCCGAAUUCGAAAUCUCGACUCGCAGGCUAUCUCGAAGCCGAACUUCGCGAUUUCCCCGGCGGAGACAUAAUCACCGCCGAGAGCGUUCCUCAAUGGACGUGGCCUCGAUCCGCGUGUCGUCUGUGGAUUUUUCUCAUGGUUCUGCAGAAAUGCGAACGCGGUACUAUCAUCGCCUACGAAACGGCACGCAAGUUUAAUGGGUUCGGACCGGCGUUGUAUAUCAUGUUUAAGAGCGAGUGGCGGAGCUUGCUUCAUGAUAGUCCUGAGGAUAGUAUGACGAUCUAUUAUUAUUUACUGGCGAUGAGGAAUGAGAAGGGGGCGGUGCCGCCGGCAUUUGAGAUUUCACAUUGUUGUUGA